Molecule: messenger RNA, 630 nt
Organism: Striga asiatica
Lineage: Eukaryota; Viridiplantae; Streptophyta; Magnoliopsida; Lamiales; Orobanchaceae
Source: the annotation of a GenBank genome assembly
AUGGUCCAAAUGCUUCAAAAUACCUGUCUCCACACGGCCAACAGGGACAGUGCCAAUGCCACCAAUCUUGUAGACGUCCUGGAGAGGGAGACGGAGGGGCUUAGUCGGGCCUUUGUACCAGUCAAGGUUGGUGGACCUUUCGAUCAUGUUGUCACCCUCGAAGCCAGAGAUGGGGACGAAAGGGAUCUUGUCAGGGUUGUAACCAACUUUCUUGAGGUAAGACGAGACCUCCUUAACGAUUUCAUCAUACCUGGCCUUGGAGUACUUAGGUGUGGUGGCAUCCAUCUGUGGAAGUUUCAAACAAUUAAUAAGACAAUUUCCACAAGAUCAACCAACCUUGUUACAGCAGCAGAUCAUCUGCUUGACUCCAAGGGUGAAGGCAAGCAAGGCGUGCUCACGGGUCUGGCCAUCCUUGGAAAUACCAGCCUCAAAGCCACCAGUUGUGGAAUCAAUGAUGAGAACAGCACAGUCAGCCUGAGAGGUGCCAGUGAUCAUGUUCUUGAUGAAGUCACGGUGACCGGGAGCAUCAAUGACAGUGCAGUAGUAUUUGGUGGUCUCGAAUUUCCACAGGGCAAUGUCGAUGGUGAUGCCACGCUCACGCUCGGCCUUGAGCUUGUCGAGCACCCAAGC